Messenger RNA from Nerophis lumbriciformis (worm pipefish), 468 nucleotides. The record is from RefSeq and is a predicted model, not a curated record. NCBI's taxonomy places the organism in Eukaryota, Metazoa, Chordata, Actinopteri, Syngnathiformes, Syngnathidae.
AUGGCGACUCCCAUGCACAGAAUAAUAGCUAGGCGACAAGCGGAGGCAAACAAACAGCAGGUGCGUUGCCAGAAGUGUUUGGAGAUGGGCCACUGGACGUACGAAUGCACGGGGAAGAGGAAAUAUGUGCACAGACCAUCGAGGACGGUUGAGAUGAAGAAAAAAAUUAAGGACCUUGAGAAUAAACAGUUGAGCAUCACCGGACCAGGACAACAAAGCACCAAUGAGAAGAAAAAUAAGAAGGCUGAAGAAUCGAGCGGGAGCAGCAGCGAUUCAGACAUGUCCAGUGACUCAUCCUCAGAUAGCACCGACUCUUCCAGUUCAUCUUCAGACGAUGACACCAGCAGCGAUGAUGACAGCGCGUCGUCUUCCUCCUCCUCAACAUCGUCAUCUUCGGACAGCUCAGACUCUGGAAGCAAUAGCGAUUCAGAUCAGGAACCUCCAAAAAAGAAGAAGAAGAAGAAAUGA